CUUAUCUUAAGGAAAUGCAACUCUACUGUUUUAAACUAUACUCUUAUCCAAGUACCUCUAGAGAUGACUUAUUGUAAACUCAGUGUUGUGUUGUUGAAACAUGAAACUAAGUUUACAAGAAAUCCUUGUUUUUAAAAGUUCCCAAAGUGUCAUGCUGAUGAAUUAAUGAUCCAUUUUUUGUCGUAGGGUAUUUAAGAGGAUCCACAAGCUCCUGCACCCCAAAAUGUUGGUGAAAAACCAAAGUGAACAACUUUAUGAUCAUAAGUUAGAAAUCCCAUGAAUGAAUUAUUUUAUAGUCCCAUAGAUAUUAGCAGAUAAAACAGACAAGACUUGAUCAAGUGAUAGAAAUAAGCAACAGGGGAUCUCUGAGCGAUCAAUUAUGAGAGCAGAUUUCCUUGAUUGAGGUUAUGCAAACUGAUGCGUGAGAGCUGUUGUGUUUGUGUAUGUGGGUGUGUGUGUGGGAGAGAGAGGGCUGGGUGAGAGGGACCUUCUUUUCAUCAGUGACUUCAGGUUGAUUCAUCAAACUAUCCUCCAUCCAUCCUGCCCGCCCUCCAUCCCUCCCUCCUGCCUGCCUCAGGCUGUUGGUGGGACCGCCUGGCCCCGUUUGGGGAAUACUGAUUGGUUCCCACGCGGGCUGGACUAAAGCUCAAAAGAAUCCAGAACACCUUUUGUAUUUGGCUCCCUUGUAUAGUAAACUAAUGGUAAUCCUUCACUCAAAGUCAAAGAUGGGAUUGUUGGGAGUCAUAAGUUUUUCUUUAGCGCUGGUAUCUCUAACUCAGAUAUCUACCUGUAGUGCACAGGGGUGCAACAUCUUGUCAGCGACAGCCACAAGCUCCUCGUCGAUUCUGGUAAAAUGGGAAAAAUAUACAGGAGCAACAAACUACUUUUUGGACCUUCGGGUGAAAAACAGCACAAGCUAUGCACCUGUCGUGGUAACGCUGCCUGCGACCUCAACAAAAAGGGUCGUAAACGGUCUGAGACCAGGAACGGAGUACAGUGUAACCCUCAAAGUUUUUCAGUUCUACUUUGUGGUGUGUGUGGAUACAGAUAAGGCACUUACAGUCCCUGACACAUCGCAGAUAGUAGCUGGACAGGCAUUAUCAAGUUCUUCCAUCAAGGUAGAAUGGACAGAAGUACCUUCGGCGAAGCACUAUUACCUUUUGGUGAUCUCUCAGACAACCGGACAAGUGCUCAACCAAACCUACAGCAACUUCUCUGCAAUCGUGGGCAACCUGCAGCCCUCCACCAACUACAACUGCUAUGUCCUCACAGCAAACCACGCCGGGAUUGGGAGCAAAAGCAAAGUCAGGACCAUCACGACCUUGGUGGAGCCUCCAACUGACGUCACAGCUACUCAAACUGGCCUAGGUACAGCAAGGGUGACAUGGCAGCCCGUUGAAGACGUUCUAAUGUACCAAGUCACCGUUAGAGAUGCUGAUGAUCCCGGCAUCCUUCCAUCAGUGUACAAAGUCACAGACACCAAGAAGGAUCUCCAAAACAUGCUCCCAUGCUCCACUUAUCUGAUAUCCGUGUCCUCUUUCAACAAGUUCCUGGUGCCGAGCGAGCCCACAGAUAUUUCAUACACCACUAACAAGCUCAAACCAGUACCUUCAGUCUCCGUUGACUACACCUGCAACCCUCACUCUGCCGCGGUGCACUGGCAGGCUGUGUUUGGUGCAGACUACUACAUGGCAAAGGCAACAAGUGGAAACGGCACAGUGCUGAACUGCACCAGCCCCGGAACCAACUGUCAGAUUGAUGGACUGAGCUGUGGCCAGAGCUACGCGGUGCUUGUAAUACCCAUAUCAGAGAGCUGCAAAAACACACAUAACGCCACCGUGGUCACUUUUCAGACAGUUCCUUGUCCUCCUGAGAAACUGGAGUUGAUGCGAGACUGUUCCAGUGAAGUUAUCGUCUUUUCCUGGGAGCACACGAACAACACAGACCACUACAUGGCUAAAGCGGUGGACUCUCAGGGAGUCGUACAGGAGUGUCUAACUGAGGACAACUUCUGUCAUUUCACACACUCGGUCUGUGGACGACACUAUCAUUUCACUGUCUACUCCAUCGCAGGACAGUGCAAAAGCCAGAUGAGCUCUACUGCUGACAUCCGCACAGCCCCCUGUAUUCCCCAGAACCUGCAGACCUCAGCAGAUUGCAGUUCAGAUGUUCUGCUCAGUAAGUGGGACCUCGCUGAGGGGGCUUUAUACUACACUGUGGAGGCCUACGGCAAUAAGGGGACGAACAGCCAGUACAACUGCACCUCCAUGUCUAACAGCUGUGCUAUAGAAGGCCUCCACUGUGGGGAAUACCUGACUGUCUACAUCACAGCUUCAGAUAACGAGUGCACCAGCCCAAGGACACUGGGGCCUGUGGCUGAGACAGUCCCUUGCGCUCCUCGAAACGUAUCAGCAGUAAGGGAAUGUGGUGCCGACUCCAUCACAAUGUCCUGGAUAGGUGGAAGUGCAAUUUUCUACAUGGCCAUAGCAAUGGACAGUGAUGGCGCCAUUCACAGCUGCACAUCCAUUGAUUUGAUGUGUAAGAUCGAGGGUCUUAAGUGCAGCACCAACUACACAGCGUAUGUCAUCGCCACCAACCUAAUGUGCAACAGUUCUAAGAGCGAGAUGGUCACCAUCGAGACAGCCGCGUGCCCACCAGAUCACGUUGAUGCCUCUCUGGACUGUGCGGCCAGUGAGGCUCUGAUCUCAUGGCGUGGCCAGCCUGAGAUGAACUCUUACACCGCAACCAUCGAGGAUGAAAAUCAAGGUCUUCUCAGCUGCAGCUCCACCAACACUAGCUGCAGGAUACCCAACAUGAAAUGUGGCCAGAUGUACACUGUGACUGUCUUCUACCAUGAUGGCAUUUGUCCCAGCAUGCCUUCCAAAGCUAUCUACAUGGAGUCUGUUCCUUGUGGGCCCGAGCUGAAGGCCGAUUUAGACUGUCGGUCAGGAGAGCUCACCAUCGGCUGGAACGCUUCAAGUAAAGCAGAGGGCUUCAUGGCUGAUAUCUCAAACAGUGACAAGACAAUGACCUACACCACCUCAGAGCCUGCAUUAAGGAUCGACACACUGGAGUGUGGAAAAGAUUACACAGUGAAAGUGAUGUCCUACAACGGCACGUGUGUCAGUCAACCCUCAUUGCUACCUGUUGGACAAAUUCCAUGCGUGCCCACUAAUGUGGUGGCGAACAGAGUCUGUGGCCAGAGUUCUGUGCAAGUGACUUGGCUGGAAAGCCUUGGUGCUUUUUCGUACCAAGCAGCUGCAGUGGACAAAAAUGGGCAGCACUUGCUUUGCUCUUCUAAUGGGACAUCCUGCAGGCUGGAGGGCCUGAUGUGCAGCCAGGUUUACAGUGUGGGGGUGGCUGCUGUAAACCACAACUGCUCCAGUAACGAGAGCUCUGCUCAAACACUACAGACAGCACCUUGCCCUCCCUCUCAGUUCAACGCCUUAAUGAACUGUGCCAAUGACUCUGCCAUGUUAACCUGGAACAGCAGCCCCAAUGCAGUGUCCUACACAGGGAAGGCGGUGAACGCAGACGGACACUCUGUGACCUGUGAUGCAGGGAUGAACCUUGGUUGUCAGCUGUAUGGUCUGCAGUGUGGAAAGAAUUACACCUUCACUGUGUCAGCUUCGGACGGCGACUGUCAAAGUCCUGACAGCGAGCCAGUCAUACUUACAACAGCCCCAUGUGCUGUUCAGCACAUUGUCAACAUGCUGAACUGUAGCACCAACACACUGUCCAUCACCUGGGGGCCUGGAUCCAUGCCGGCAAACUACAGCGCCACUGCUCUAGCCGGAGAUGGAACUGAACUGCAAUGCAUGACAGAGGGGUCAAGAUGCGUAAUGACUGAUUUAAAGUGUGGACAGCAGUACAGUGUGACGGUCAGAGCCAUGAGCAACACGUGUGACGGACACAGCGGCGUACCACAAAUAGUUAAUUCUGUUCCUUGUGUUCCUGAAGGCAUCAGAGGUGUUGUAGACUGUGCUACUAACACGUUACAGGCAUCCUGGAAUGCAACAGCUGGUGCUGCGUCAUACAACGCCACGUUAAAGGGAACUGGAGGUUUUGUUUCCUCCUUCACUUCAAACAAUGAGAGUUAUGUAUUCUCUGGGCUGGAGUGCGCUCAGAUGUACAUGCUCAGUGUGACGGCGGUGAAUGACAGGUGUAUGAGCUCUGAGGGUGCUGUGAUCACAGCAAAGACAGCACCCUGUGACCCUACAAAUGUGGCUGCUUCCCUGCACUGCCCCACUGGUGUAGCGACGGUGACCUGGCUGCCCAGUGCUGGAGCAGAUGAUUACAAUGUCCUGGCUGAGGCCAACGGGCACAUGGACUCCUGUAAUUCCACGGGAGUGUCCUGUGAGCUGACCCAGCUACAGUGUGGGGAGGACUACACAUUGACUGUACUGGCUGGAGAUGGAAAAUGCGACAGCUCUGUACUCUCCAAAACCAAUGUAACAACAGCCCCCUGUGCUCCAGUGAUCCUGGACCACUCCCUGGAUUGUGUCUCUAACCACGCUUUGGUCACCUGGAUCGAGGACGAGGAUGCCAUGAGCGUCACCGUCAAUGCUUCCUCCAGCCAUGGGCACUCCACCUCCUGCAGCUCCUCCAACACCAACAGCUGUGUCCUGGAUGACCUGAUGUGUGGACGCACCUACACUGUGCAAGCUUUCGCACAAGGAUACCAGUGUUUGAGUGAACCUAGCUCUACUUUUCAGAUUGUCACAUCGCCCUGCACCCCUCCAAACGUAGAGCACACAUACUCCUGUGACACCGGCAUCGCCUUGCUAAGCUGGGACGAGACUUUGGGACGAGAGAGUUUCUACGCCCACGUCUAUUCUGAUAACCACAUGGCCUUCUGCAACACCAGCGAAACAGACUGCACCUUAUCCUCACUGCUCUGUGGUCACUUGUAUUAUGUGGAUGUGAUUGCUGUAGCUGGCCACUGCAACAGCAGUGUGCCCGGUCGAACACAAAUACAGACAGCCCCCUGUGCCCCCAUGAACCUCAGUGCUACCCUCAUGUGUGAGAACAACACAGCGUUGGUGAGCUGGGACCAAAGUGCCGGUGCGGUUUCUUACAAAGCCGUGGCCAACGGCAGAGACGGUGAUGUCAAAGCAUGCACCACAAACGACACAAGUUGCCUCUUACCCAACAUGCACUGUGCUCAGACCUACGUCAUCAUGGUCACUCCUUUCUCUGAAGGCUGCAAAGGCUUUGACAGCUACCCAUACAACUAUAUGGCAGGUCCCUGCCCUCCCACCAACGUUCAUGUGUCUCUGCAGUGCAUUGGCAACAUUGGCCUCGUAACCUGGGAUGCUGCCUUGCAAGCCGAUCUCUAUGUAGCCACGGCGGUACCUUUCGCUGCCGAUGAACAUGACCACACCUGCUCCUCCAAUGGAACAAGCUGCUCCCUCACAGACCUCCACUGUGGAGAGACUGCGAAUGUCACAGUGGUCACUAUUGAAAGAGGCUGCAUGAGCAAACCCAGUCUGCCUUUUACUUUCCAGUCAGUUAUUUGCCCACCGUCCGGAGUGAUUGGAGUGCCAACUUGCGCAAACAAUGACAUCACAGUAAGCUGGGACCCGAGUCCAGAAACGGGUGUGGAUUACUUCGUCCACUCUCAAAAAGAAGGGGGGUCCACAGAGAACAUCUCCACAACCCAGACAUCCCAUGUGCUCACCGGGCUGCAGUGUGGCGAGUUGUACACGCUGUCAGUUGCAGCCAGUGACUCUGAGUGCACCAGUAACCUCAGCGUGCCAAUUCAGACUGAAACAGCUCCGUGUCCUCCUACCAACCUGACAGUCAGAGUCGAAUGUGGCACCAACUUGGGAAAUCUGACCUGGGCUCCGAGUACCCAUGCCAUCUCCUACACAGCGACGGUGACCGGUACCCACGGCCAUGUCGUGUCCUGUACUUCAAACACAACCAACUGUGCAGUGAAGCUAGAUUGUGGACACCGUUACUCAGCGUUUAUGAUCGCUUCCAGUGCAACAUGCAACAGCAGCAGAGGAGAAUCUCUGAGUUUUGACUCUGCUCCCUGUCUGCCUGAUAACGUGGUUGCGCUCCUGGACUGUGAGGCCAACUCCUUCGCCGUGCAGUGGAGAGCAAGCGUUGUGGACACUGGCACUUACACUGCGCUCGCCAUUGGCAGUGAUGAAAGCCGUGUGAGCUGUGACGCUCUUACCACCAACUGCACCAUCGAGAAUCUGAAAUGUGGACUCAACUACAGCAUCGUCGUCACAACAUCAUCAGUCGACUGUGGCAUCAUUGAAGGCUCCGACUAUGUGAUGAUGUCAGCUCCCUGUAAACCAGUGGAUGUGUUAGUGAAUCUGCAAUGCAGCACGAAUUUGGCGUUGGUGACCUGGGGAAACUCUGGACCAGACCAGACCCAGGUGGUGUCUGCGGUUAACAACAGAGGAGGGGUAAUAGGCUGCAACUCCACCAACUCCAACUGCACCUUCAACCAGCUGAGAUGCGGAGAGACUUACACCGUCAGUGUGGUCGGCCACACGGACACAUGCAGCAGUGACGCAGCUGUUGCAGAAGCACCAUUACAAACAGCUCCCUGUGUUCCUACCCUCCCUGUGGCAUAUGUGGACUGCCAGACAGGUAUCACCUCAAUUACCUGGGACUCAGCGUUUGGAGCCACAUCUUAUACCAUCUAUGCACAUGGCAAUCUGGGGCACCACGCUGAACGUAACAGCACAGACACCAACUAUAACUUCCCCGACUUGCCAUGUGGGCAGAACUACUCCAUUACAGUGAUGGCUCGCCAUGAAACCUGUGUCAGUUUGGCCAGCCAGACUAUCUAUGUCUCAACAGGCCCAUGUCCCCACAGUAGUUUGAAAGCUAACCGGGACUGUAACACCAACACUGCUAUGGUGUCAUGGAUGCCAGGUAGUGGCAUCCUCUACUACAACGCCUCUGCUGAAGCCUUUGACAUCGUAGACCUGCAGGGCUGCUCCACAAAUGGCUCCUCCUGCAACAUCAGCUCUCUGCGCUGUGGGGAGAGCUACAGGGUGAGCGUCAGUGGACAGGGAGAGCGCUGCAUCAGUCCGGCCAGAGACUGGAACAGAAUCAUCACAGCUCCCUGCCCUCCAACCCAGCUCAUGGUCGACUCCUCCUGUGAAUCGAACAACAUCCUUGUGUCUUGGCAGGCCUCACAGGGCUCACUCUCUUACAUGGCAGUGGCUGAGAACAAAGAAGGCCGAGAGUGGUCCUGUAACACCACCAGCACAGCCUGUCAGAUUUCCAGUCUGCCCUGUGGACAGCAGUUUCAGGUCUACUCUGUUGGUGUUGAUGAUGAAUGCAUCGGAGCCAAGAGUAACAUUAAAGUGAUUCGUACAGCUCCGUGUGUGCCACAGAACAUACAGAACGACCUGGACUGUCUGUCUGGGGUCCUGAAUGUCACCUGGCAGUCGACAGGUUACUUUAAACAGUUCCGCACCUCUGUGGUGAGCAGCAAUGGGGACGUUAGCAUCUGCAAGACAAAUGAGCAUCACUGUGUAGUGCCAAACAUGCAGUGUGGUCUGACUUACAACGUGACAGUGUGGGCUGAAGAUGAGGCCUGCAACAGCUCCUACAGUAGCACAAUGCAGGUUGUUACAGCUCCCUGUCCUCUCACCACCUUCAUCCCAAACGUUGACUGUGCUACGGGCAUCGUGUCUGUGAUGUGGAGCAACAGCGUGUCCGGGGUCAUGUACACAGUGUCUGUGGUCGACACUGCAGGUAGCCGACACAACUGCAGCAGCGCAGACACCGGCUGUGAUCUUACAACACUGGAGUGUGGGACAAAAUACAACGUCACUAUCACACCAUCCAGGAAUGGAUGUGUGGGAAGAGACAGCCCCACACAAAUGAUUACAACAGUUCCCUGCAUACCUCUAAUCUCUGAGGUGGAGAUGGACUGCCUGACCAACUCGGCCUGGGUGAUGUAUGAAGACACAGCAGGAGCCGAGGACUACGUGGUGAUGGCGACAGACAGUCAGGGUGAUGUCCAGACAUUUGAAUGUAACGUCACUUCAGACAGGACAUGUGCUCUGCCUCCUCUGAUGUGCAGCAAAAACAUCACCUUCACCCUGAAGGCCCACGACCAGCAGUGCUUCAGUGCACCCAGCAAUGCAAUGACAACUGAGACAGCUCCCUGUCCUCCUGAGAAUGUAAAUAAGUCAGUGGGCUGUGACAAUAACACUGUUAGCAUCGCCUGGUCAGCCGUCCCUGGUGCAGUCUCGUACACGGCCACGCUGGAGCAGCUGAACCGGGGCUCCACCUGCUGCACCACCUCCAACACUGGCUGCGACAUCACUGAUCUGCCGUGUGGAGAAAUGUACAUUCUGCUUGUGGUUGCUGAAGGACUGACAUGCAACAGCUCUCAGAGUGAAGGAGAGAUCGUUAGGACUGUGCCAUGCGUUCCUCAGGACCUCAAAGCCAACCUGAGCUGCAGCGACAACGUGGCCUCCAUGACGUGGAACCACAGCAAAGGAGGACAGUUUUACACCGUGAAGGCAGUCGGGGAUGAUGGCCUUGUGGACGAGUGCAGCAAUCAUGAGAACCAGUGUGACCUGACUGGUCUGCGCUGUGGACAGUUGUACACAGCAACUGUGACCGCCGAAGAUAUCAACUGCCAGAGCAAACCGAGCGAGAGCGUGGAAAUCAAGACAGUGCCAUGCACCCCUGAGAACGUCUCCUCUGUGAUGGACUGUGAGUCAAAUGCUCUGGUUGUUUCCUGGCUCGAGAGCUCAGGAGCAGACUCCUACCUCGCCACAAUGCGGGACAGUAACGGUCAGACCACAACCUGCCAGGGCACGACUGAGGGCUCCUGCAACGUGACAGGAGUUGGCUGCGGUCAGAUCUACCGUGUCUCUGUGGUCUCCUCUGAUGGAUACUGCGACAGCCCGUCAACCCCUGAGGUUGAAACGCCUUCAGUUCCCUGCAAGGUGAGAAACAUUGAGGCAGUGAUUGACUGCUCCGAGCAGACGGCGAUGGUGAGUUGGUACCCAAGUAAUGGAGCUUGGAUGUAUGAAGUCACAGCCAACACGGCGUCAGGGCACAACGUCAGCUGUGAGGUCAACACCACCAACUGUGACCUGGAGGGGCUGCUUUGUGGGGAGAGCUACUCUCUGUGUGUCACGGCUGUGGGAGAGAGCUGCAGUAGUGUCGCCUACAUGACAGGAGAGCUGGUCACUGAGCCAUGCAUCCCUGAACAAAUCAGCACUCAGUACAGCCUGACGAUCGGACACGUGCUGUGGGACGUGGCUGCGGGUGCCGAUUACUACACGGUUGAAGGUGUAACAGCUCAGGGCCUGACUGUCUCCUGCAUCACCAACGACACUAACUGUGCUCUUUAUGACAUGAAAUGUGGACAGAUGUACAGCAUCAACGUCACAGCAAGUAACGAUGUGUGCAAAGACUUGUCAACCUCAACUGAAGACGUCGUCAUUACAACAGAGCCUUGUCCACCCAACAACGUGCAGACCAGUGUGCAGUGUCAGACAGACAUGGGGACAGUGUCGUGGGAGGCCAGUAAUGGUGCGAUUGGCUACGAGGCUCAACUCAUUGGUCGUGAUGGCCACUCUCUGUCCUGCUUCACCAACAGCACGUAUUGUGAGGUAGAGGGCCUCCAUUGUGGAAUCGUCUACUACACCAGUGUCAUUGCCAUCGGAGAGACGCUCAACAGUAUUAGUUCAGCCUCUGUCCUGCUGGUCCCGGCUCCCUGUGCCACUGAAAAUGUGGAUGCUGCCCUAGAUUGCUACAACAACACGGCUAAUAUCACCUGGAGCUGGGCAAUCGGAGCAGACUCAUACGUUGUGAAUGCCGUGGCAACAGACGGCCACAGAGCUUCAUGUGAGACGAACAAGUUGGAGUGUAAUUUACCUGAGCUGCGGUGUGGUCAGACGUACAACGUCAGCAUCACAUCCAUCAGUGACAACUGUCAGACUGAGGAAUUCACUAAUGCCACCUUCAGCACACGGCCUUGUAAACCUUUACGUGUUGGAGUGGAUCUGCAGUGUGGGACGGGGGAAGCCGACAUGCACUGGGGGGAAAGUGACGGAGUGGAGCUCUACAUGGCAACUGCCACCAGCAGCACAGGAAUGACUCUGCAGUGCAACUCCACCAACUCCACCUGUCAGUUCUCCAACCUGCAAUGUGGGGAGACGUACAAGUUUACCGUAGCUGCAUACAAUGACAUGUGCUGCAGUGAGAUCAGCAGCGCCGUGGAGGUAAAGACAGAGCCCUGCCAGCCGACGGGUCUGACAGUCUCUGGAUCCUGUAAUAAUGAGACAGUGGUGCUAGAUUGGUCAGAGGCUGAUGGAGCAUCAGUCUAUGAAGUGAUGGUCACAGGAGAGCUGGGAUACAUCACAACUUUCAGGACUGGAGAGACGACAACAGACGCUGAGCUGCCCUGCGGACAACUUUACACUUUCACUGUGAAAGCUCAGGAUGAUCGAUGUGCAAGCCCUGAAAGCGUGCCUGAAGAAUUCAAGACAGGGCCCUGCAUACCUCAGCAUGUAGAGAGUUUUACACCCUGUGAGAACAACACUGGUUCUGUCAGCUGGGCAAAAAGUGACGGGGCAGAGUCCUACAUGGCCAUUGCAGUUGGACAAGAUGGCCACACCCACAUGUGUACCUCAAACGGCACCAUCUGCUCCUGGGACGACCUGCACUGUGGGGAAGUGUAUACCGUUCAUGUUGUCGCCAAUGACUACCUCUGCAGCAGCAUGCCAAGCAACAGCACCUCAAUACGCAUGGCUCCCUGUAUCCCUCAGAACUUGGAUUCAUCUGUGAACUGUACCUAUAAGUUUGGAUCGCUGACAUGGGACCCCAGUGAGACUGCGGAGUAUUACAUCGUGACAGCAGAGACCAACAGUGGCCUCAAAGUGCAGCUCAGCACCAACGACACCUGGACCUUCAUUUCUGAAUUCCUGUGCGGAGAGGAGUACUUCCUGUCUGUUCAAGCUGCCGACUCUGAGUGCACAAGUCUCCCCAGUCAGCCCUCAAUGCUUCAGUCAGUGCCCUGUCCCCCCACCAACGUCUCCAGCGCCAUAAACUGCCUCUCUAACAUCGCUGUGGUCUCGUGGACCGGCUCUGCUGGAGCACAGUUCUACACCGCCACAGUGACGCAGGAAGACGGAGAAACUAUGAGCUGCUGGUCCGACAGUGAGGAGUGCGGCAUGCCAAACCUCAACUGUGGACAGGGCUACACGGUGACAGUCGUCGCCUCAAACGACAAGUGUGACUCUGACCCGACAGAGGGGGAGCCGCUGCAGUCAGUGCCUUGUGUUCCUACUGAUGUGGAUGUGAAGAUAGACUGCUCUACAAAUGAAGCUGUCGUGUCCUGGACUGCGAGCGAGGGCGCUCUGUCCUAUAAAGUGUCAGCUCAGAGCAGACAGGGAGACACGUUGGUUUGUGAGAGUACGACCCUCAUGUGUACUUUGACCAACCUGACCUGUGGCCAGUCCUACUCCAUCCAGGUGGUGGCCGAGGAUGAGAUUUGCUCGAGUUUACCCAGCCCAGCUCAAGAGCUCAAAUCAGUUCCCUGCACUCCUACAAACGCCUCUGUUGUUCUGGACUGCUACACCAACUCUUUCCUCUUGGAAUGGGCCUACGCUGAGGGUGCUGUGAACUACACAGCAACAGCCCGCUCCGCUAGCGGCCACGUUUCCACCUGCAGCACCAACUAUACAAACUGCGAGCUGCAGGAGUUGCAGUGUGGUGAGACGUAUGAUGUGGUUACUGUGGCCUCAAAUGAGAUUUGCAGCAGCCCUCCAAGCUCCAGUUUGCAGGUGGAGUCAGUUCCUUGUCCUCCUGAAGACGUCACGACUUCUCUGGAUUGCUCUACAAACACCGCUGUGGUGGGGUGGCGGCCGCGAGGAGGAGCCGACUCCUACAUCGUCCAGGCCUUGGGUUUGGAAGAACAUGAAUCUGGCUGUGAGACCGAGUCUGAUUCCUGCACUCUUCCAGACCUGUUGUGUGGCUUCACCUACAACAUCAGCGUGAUUGCCGUCAACGGCGUUUGCAACGUCUCCCAGAGCGAAACGACACAGCUGCAUGCAGCUCCCUGUGCACCACAGCAGGCGGAGGCCCGGGUGGUUUGUGAGUCAGGUGCCGUGUCAGUCUCUUGGGAGCCUGGCAAAGGGGCAAUAUCAUACACCACAGUUGCACAAGGCAGCGGCGGCUAUGCGUCAACCUGCAACAGCACCAUGACAACAUGCCUGUUCAGUGAUUUGCUGUGUGGCCUCAACUACUCCAUCACUGUUAGUGCUUCUGAUGGGACGUGCAGCAGCGCUGAUAGCUAUGCCACAGAGAUCAACACAGUGCCAUGCAUCCCACAGAAUGUGACAGCAGAGAUGGUGUGCAGUGAUGACACAGGUGUAGUGACAUGGGAAGAUGAAGAGGGCGUGUCCUCCCACAGAGUGCAAGCUUAUGGUCCUGAUGGUCACAUGAUGGAGUGUAACAGCACUGAAACCAGCUGCCAGUUGCCCAACAUGCAUUGUGGUCAGCUCUAUAACCUGACAGUGACAGCUGAGGACGGCGAGUGUGACAACAGCAAUGCUUACCUCACUCUGCAGUCUGUGCCUUGCAAGCCAACCAAUGUUAAGGCUGCUUUGCUGUGCCAUUCAAACUCUGCUGCGGUGACGUGGGAACGAGCCAGUGGAGCGCUCUCUUAUCUUGCAGUGGGUGUAACAGAAGAUGGAAGCCACCAGACUGAAUGUAACAACACAGUGACCCACUGCGAUCUGACUGACCUGCAGUGUGGACAGACCUACAACGUGACCGUAUAUGGCGAGGACGAGUACUGUUCCAGUGUGGAGAGUGACGUUGCUUACAUGCGAACAGCCCCCUGUCCACCCCAGAAUCUGGCUGUCAAUGCCCAGUGUGCAGAUGGCGCCAUGACCAUCUCCUGGAUGUCAAACCCUGAUGCUGAAUACUUUCACGCGGCCGCAGUGAGCAACACUGGAGCAAGACUGUACUGCAACUCCACUGGCACUGCCUGCACCAUAAACGACCUGCCGUGUGGACAGACUUACAAUGUUACCACGCUGUCUGUCAGAGACGACUGUGAGAGUCAACCGAGUGCUGUGGUGGCGAGUUCAUCAGCUCCAUGUGUGCCCAGCAAAACGACUGGCCGCCUGGACUGCGUGUCAAACUCUGCCUGGGUGACAUGGGAUCCCUCAGAAGGAGCCCACAGCUACCAUGUUAUGGCCCAGGGGGUCGGAGGUCACACCGCCAACUGCACCACCGCCUCCUCUCCCUGUAAUGUCCCAGAUCUGAACUGUGGGACGCUUUACACUUUCUACGUCACUGCUGUCAACAAACACUGCAACAGUAGUAACAGCACCACCUUUGAGCUCGAAACAGGUCCGUGUGCUCUCACGUCCAUCAAUGCAGUGACACAAUGCAACAGCGACACCAUCCAGGUGGAAUGGGAAAUGACAGAGGACACGCCUGUCUACGUGGUGACGGCUGAGGGUCACGACCAAUCCAUCAUCUCCUGUAACAGCUCCUCUAACUCAUGUGAACUCCAGGACGUACAGUGUGGCAUGCAUUACAGUAUCAUCGUAUCAGCUUCCUCUGAUAAGUGCAGCAGCCUCAGGAGCCCACCUAAGAAGAUUAAAACAGCCCCGUGUGCUCCAGACAAUGUGACUGCAGAACUAUCCUGUGAGGAGCAUGGAGCCACAGUGAUGUGGGGACACUCCUCAUUGGCUGUAUCCUACCUGCUGACAGCGACUGGUAUGGACGGACAUGUCGUGAGCUGCAGUACCUCAGUGAACAACUGCACACUGGCUCAUCUGCACUGUGGACAGAUGUACAGCUUAAACAUCACAGCGAGAGGAGAGAACUGCACCAGCCUGCCCAGCACUUCAACCUUCAAAACAGUGCCCUGUGAGCCCUCUGGUCUUGAAGUGGAUAUCAGCUGUGAAACAAGUUCAGCCACCUUGGCUUGGGAUGCCACCGAGGGAGCCGUGGAGUAUUUUGGCUGUGCACGACCUUUGGAUGGAGAGCCUCUGUACUGUGACAGCAUUGUCCCCUUCUGUGUCAUUGAGGGCCUGCAGUGUGGAGACAUUUAUAACUUCUCUGUGGAAGCUUCUAACGGUGUCUGCAACAGCUCGUUCAGUGCACCUCUGCAGGAGGGAGCAGCUCCAUGCGCUCCGACUGCUAUUAAAGUCCGAAUGCAGAGAAUAGGACAAACUCACUGGGCCAUGACGUCGUGGGACGACAUUGACUGUCCAGAUGUGGAGUACCUUGUGGAGAUUACUGGUCGAAUCCAAGACAGCCCACAGGCCGUGAUGGAGGUGUCAUCUUACUGGCUUCCCAGGCCCUACUAUGAGUUCCCGAUGCCUUGCAGCACGGUGUAUAACCUCACUGUACGUGCCAGAAACUCGGGAGGGGUCAGUGAGCCAUCCAGUGCUUUUGCAGGAGUCACAGUCCCCUGUGCUCCUCAGAAUGCGGCGUACACCGGUAGCAGACAGUCUGCUGUACUCUCCUGGGAUGCUUCUCUGUUUGCAACAAGCUACACCGUCUACGAUGUGUCAGGAGCAAACCGUGUGGAGCUUUGCAACACAACUGAGCUCUCCUGCCAGCUCACUAACUUUGAUCCUGACAACACGACAGUAACAGCCAGCAACGAAGGAGGAGAGAGCAAUGCUAACACAGAUAUUACAGGUCCAGCAAACCUUCGCAAGAGGAGAGAUUUGAGGAUCAGUGAAGUCUUUGCCCAUUUAGACAAUGGUCUUGAAGUCCCAAAUUCGCCGAAUGUAACAGUAAGUGGAGUUUCUUUGCAUGUGACGUGGACAGCAGUGAAGGAUGCAAACGAGUACACGCUUGUGAUUGAAGAGAAACAGAAUGAGCAGCAGCCGCCAAGAGUGAGAACCGUGGAAGGUGAUCACUUCACAGAGACUGACCUUAAGCCCCAGACCACCUACAGCAUCAGGCUUAGAGCCAAAAACACCAUCAGCCAAAGCAUAUACACCAGACCAGUGAACAUAACAACUGGUUCCCCCUGAUGUGGUGCCACACACCCAUUUAAAUUGACCAUGAACUCAGAAAUGAUUAUAUGUUUAACUUCUUCUCCCUCAUACAGAGUUGUUGCCACUUUGAUCUCUACGAAAUUUAGGAAUAAAACUGUAAAAAGAGAUAAAUUACGACUUAAAAGAUUUAAACAAAUUAUUCUGUCAGGGUUAACAUCGUAUCUGUCACAAAUAAUGAUCAAACUGAGGAGAACCUUUAGAUAUGGAUUGUAAUUAGCUCUAGAUUAUAUACAUUUAAAUAUUUUAAUUAUUGUGGCUAAUAUCCUAGCGGCAUGUGGCGCAUUAUAGCUAUCAAACAAAGUAUUGCUGAAAUUAUAUUUAUCCAAAAUUGUUUUAUUUUUGAGAUAGGCUUUUAGGAUUCCAGGAUGAUUGUUACGCUAAAAGUAGAGUGGAGAAAGAUAAUUUAUCAAGUAAUAUUUUUAAAACCAUGCAGUAUGUUUUCUUUUCCUAUGUGCUAUGUGACUGCUCAUCAUGUGACCCCUGGUGGAUCUUUUUCUGAAAUGAAGGAACACAAUAAAAUGUUGAUAAAUAAACCCCAGUGUGAAAACAUUA
Notolabrus celidotus (New Zealand spotty) is the source of this 15581-nucleotide messenger RNA. RefSeq lists its product as uncharacterized. Gene Ontology annotation, molecular function: protein binding. NCBI's taxonomy places the organism in Eukaryota, Metazoa, Chordata, Actinopteri, Labriformes, Labridae. Bases 699 to 15005 code for a protein of 4768 amino acids. The record is from RefSeq and is a predicted model, not a curated record. The transcript is spliced from 59 exons.